CGCGGGAACAGCGCAUAUCUCGUUCUGUUAAAACAGGGCAAACAACAACAGCAGCGGGCAACUUUCAAAAUCAAGUGUGAAGUCCCCAGCUCAGGCCGUUACCUUACGACCCCGGCACUCCAGUCAAGCCCCAGGGGGAAAGAUGAGAGCCAAGAGGCCUUCCAUGUCUGAACCAAAGUCCACAGAGUCCCCAGGUUCUGGCUGUGGUGUUCCAGCCCAGAGAAGUUCACAGCAGGGUCCAGAGAUGGUCUCAGUGAAGCUGGAGGACUGCAGUCAAACACUGGAACUUAAUGUGAUUGUCAAAGAGGAAUGGGAGGAGAGAGAAGUCAAAGAGGAGGUGGAGAACAGGGAAGUGUCUGCUCCAGACCAAGAGGAGGAGGCAGCAGUAGAUAGUAUCACUGACCCAGGAGAGAUCUCCAACCCAGGUUCAGACAGUGAGCCCAGUUCCACAGCAUCAGGAAGCCAUAAACAACACAGACAGAGGACCUCAAGACAGAAACAUCAUCACUGCAUGGACUGCUUCACUAGUUUCUAUGAUCCAGAGGAGUUGAGAAGGCACACUUGUAGGCCCCACCCCUGCACAGACUGCAGAGACAGUUUUAUUUGUCCAACUCACCUCAUACCACAUCAACAGACUCUCAAAACAAAGAAGCCUUACAUGUGUGGUCAAUGUGGCAAGAGAUUUCAGACCCCAAGCACCUUGAAGACACACCAGCUUACUCACACAGGAAAGAAGCCUUUCCACUGCUCCCAGUGUGGGAAGACUUUUGAUUCAUCAUUGCAUUUGAAGAGACACCAUAAAAUACACACAGGAGAGAAGCCUCAUCAAUGCUCUGAAUGCGGGAAGAGUUUCAAUCAGUUAUCACAUUUAAAGGCACACCAACAAACUCACACAGGAGACAAUCUUUUUCACUGCUUUCCGUGUGGGAAGGGUUUCAGUCUGUCAUCUAAUCUGAAGAGGCACCAGCUAAUGCACAAAGAGAAGCCUUACCACUGCUCUCAUUGUAGGAAGAGUUGUAAGUUGGAAGGAUGCCUUCAGAGUCAUCAGAGAAUACACAGUGGAGAGAAGCCCCACUGUUCCCAAAGCUUCAAUCAAGCAGGAGACCUAAAGACACAUCAGAGAGUACACAGUGGUGAGAAGCCCUACCACUGCUCCCAAUGUGGGAAGCGCUUUAGUCGGGCAGGACGGCUAAAUGAACACCAGAAAUAUCACACCGGAGAGAAGCCAUACCGCUGUGAUCAGUAUGGGAAGAGUUUCCAUCAGGUAGGACACCUAAAUGACCACCAAAGGAUACACACGGGAGAAACCGUACAGCUGUGAUCAGUAUGGGAAGAGUUUCCAUCAGAUGGCAGAGAAAAGCAGAGCACCAGUGUGGGACCAUUACAUUGAAUUGGCACCAGGGAAAGCAAGGUGUCUUAUUUGUGAUAAAGAUAUAAGCAUGGGGUCAGCAAUGGCUAAAUCCAAAAAUACCACCAACCUGUGGAAUCACCUUAAGAACAUCCACCCAAACGCCCAUAAGGAAGCAAUGAUGAAAAAAGCAAAUGCAAAUUCUUCACAAGGAAAAAGUGAUGCAGACACGUCACAGACAUCGCAGGCUACACUCUUGCAACUUUUCCAUAAACAAGCAAAAUGGCAGGACAAAGAUCCAAAAUGGCAGGACAAAGACCCAAAAUGGCAGGACAAAGAUCCAAAAUGGCAGGACAAAGACCCAAAAUGGCAGGACAAAGACCCAAAGUGGCAGGACAAAGACCCGACAUGGCAGGACAAAGACCCAAAAUGGCAGGACAAAGAUCCAAAAUGGCAGGACAAAGACCCAAAAUGGCAGGACAAAGAUCCCAAAGUGGCAGGACAAAGACCCAAAGUGGCAGGACAAAGACCCAAAAUGGCAGGACAAAGACCCAAGGGCCAAGAAGAUGGAUGAAGCAAUUAUUGAGAUGAUUGCCACUGACAACCAGCCAUUCACAGUGGUGUCUGACGUUGGUUUUCAGCGGCUGAUUAGUCUUGCUGAACCCCUGUACAGGAUCAAAGAUGAAACAUUCUUUCGCACAGAAAUGCUAGAUAAAACACAUGAAAGAGUUGUGAUGAAAGUGAAGAAUCUGGUGGCACCAGGGAACGCUCCACACAUGGCAUUCACAACUGACUGCUGGUCAGGCACUACAGAGUCCCUGAUGAGCCUUACUGGACAUUUCAUUGACGAUGUCUGGACAAGAAAGCAGGUUGUGCUGAAUGUCAAGACUAUGACUGGAUCACACACAGGAAACUACAUCAGAGAGAUGUUUUUGACCAUGUUGGAAUACUGGGACAUCCACACAGAACGUGUAGUGCUGGUCCUCAGGGACAGUGGGGCAAACAUGGUGAAAGGUGUGAGACUGGCAGAGCUUCCAGACUUCAGCUGCAGUGCACACACCCUACAGCUUGUAAUCAACGACGGCCUGUCCAGUCAGAGAGCUGUGCUAAACAUUAUUGCCAUGUUGAAGAGCUGUGCAACUCACUUUGACCACUGUGUACUGGCCAAACAGAGGCUGAGGGCCAUUCAGGAAGAGCUUGGCCUCCCCAAACACAGCCUCAUCCAAACAGUUCAAACUCGCUGGAACUCAACACUACACAUGUUGCAGAGGAUGUUUGAACAGAGGCGUGCACUGAAUGUGUAUGCAGGUGAAUACGGACACAUCAGCGGCUUGUCUGCUGCACAGUGGGACAUGGUCUCUAACCUAAUUGAGACUCUGGCACCUAUGGAGGAGGUAACCGUGGAGAUGAGCCACUCCAACUCCACAGCAGCAUGCAUCAUCCCCAGUGUGUCGGUGCUGAAGCUGAUGCUGCAGCAGGAGGGUUCUUCUACUCAAGGCAUCAACACUUUACGGAAGACCAUGUUGGACAGUCUGACAAGGCGGUUCUCCAAGGCCGAGGAGACAAAGUGCCUGGUGCUGGCGACUGUCCUGGAUCCACGUUACAAGAGCUAUGCCUUCACCUCAGGGACAGCACUAGAGAAAGCAACAGAGUGGCUGAAGGAAGAGUCUGACCUACUAAGGAAACCAAAUCCCAGAGCCACAGCAGAAAGGACAAGUGAAGAGGAGGACACAGAUCCAGGUGCAAAAAGGCAAAGAGUCCAGGUAGAUCAGCCACCCAGUCUGGUGGACAGCCUCUACGCUAGAAUCCUUGGAAGCCAACAGGGCAGGGCUGGAGUCCAGUGCAGUUUUGACAUUGAGUUUGAGCGUUACCUCACAGAGCCUGUCAUUGACAGAAAGAGGGGCUUGCCUUUGGAGUGGUGGAAGCAGAACGAGGACAGAUUUCAAUCACUCGCUCCACUGGCAAAGAAGUUUCUCUGUCCUCCAUCUUCUUCGGUCCCAAGCGAGAGAGUGUUCAGUGAGGUGGGGAACAUUUAUGAUAAGUGGGGAGCAGACUGACAGGGGACCAGGCAGACAAGCUCUGCUUUCUACACUACAACCUAAAACUUCUUAACUGGGAUUAUUGAAGACCCAUGAAAGCUGGUGGUUCCUUUUAACAUGUUGUUCUCAUGUUAUUUGAGACUAGAUUGAUUUGAUGUAUUUAGUUCAAAUUAAAAGUGUUCAUUGUUCAUUCAG
Molecule: messenger RNA, 3582 nt
Organism: Oncorhynchus gorbuscha (pink salmon)
Lineage: Eukaryota; Metazoa; Chordata; Actinopteri; Salmoniformes; Salmonidae
Product: zinc finger BED domain-containing protein 4-like
Exons: 5
Coding region: 1543-3405 (620 amino acids)
Molecular function (GO): protein dimerization activity
Source: RefSeq, a predicted model, not a curated record